GCACAUGGAGCCGCCGCCUCAGAACCACAGCGCGUCCCUGCUGUUCAACGCCUCCUCCGCAGACUGGGAGCUGGUCCUCGCCGCCAUCCCCCCCUACGUCCUGGCGGUGGCGCUGCUCGGCCUGCCCGCCAACGCCUUCGUGCUGGGCGUGUUGGCGCUGCACCGGGACCGCCUGACGGUGGCGGAGCUCUACCUGGGCAACCUGGCGCUGGCCGACUUCGCCCUGCUGUGCGGCCUCCCGUUCUGGGCCGUCAACGUGCUCCGCGGCUUCGACUGGCCCUACGGCGACGCCCUGUGCAAGGCCGUCAACGCCGCCGCCACCCUCAACUUCUACACCAGCGUCUACACGCUGGUCAUGAUCAGCGUGGACCGUUACCUGGCGCUGGUGGAGCCCAUGAGGGCCCGGUGGCUGAGGCGUACGCUCUACGCCAAGGUCGCCUGCGGCCUCCUGUGGGCGCUGGGGCUCCUGCUGAGCGCCCCCACCCUGCUGCACAGGAGGGUGGUCUACGUGGAGGAGUACGGGACCACGUCCUGCGUCCUGGACUUCCAGCACGGCAGCCCCUGGAAGGUGGCCCAUCAGGUUCUGCUGAACACGGUGGGCUUCGUGCUCCCGGUGGCGGUCAUAGUCCUCAGCAGCGCUAAGAUAGUGAAGGCUCUGGUUCAGCGGCAGGAGAGCGUGAGUCUCCACGACCCCAGCGACACCAGGGCCGCGGUGCUGGUGUCCGCCGUGGCGCUGCUCUUCGUCCUCUGCUGGGGUCCGUUCCAGGUCGUCACCUUCCUCGACACGCUCUACGACGUGCGGGCGCUGGACGAGCGGCUGUGGUCGCGCGGCCUCGACGUCGGGCACCAGGUCUCCGUGUAUCUGGCCUUUCUCAACAGCGCCCUGAACCCCCUGCUCUAUGUCUUCUCGGGCCAGUACUUCAGGAGGAAGGUGAGCGCCAUCUACAGGCGGACCAGGCGGCGGCGGCGCCGGGGCUCGGACGUGACCGCGUGUCAGCGCUCCGUCGUGUCCACCUACAUCAACAGGACAGACGCGAUUAAGGCAAAGGAUAAUGUGUGACAUGCUCUCGACAUCCUCCUGUUGCUGCUUUGUGAUGUGUGUGUUCUGUCAUUAAUGUCAUUAAUGUUGGUGAAUUUCUGUUUUAGUAUGAGAUCGAAUUCUACAUUUGAUUGGAUAAAUUGUAUAAACAUAUUUAUCAAAAUGCUAUUUAUCAUAUGAUCACAAAAUGAUUUAAAACAUUCUAAAAUCACUGACUGUGUAGAACCAAAGCAGGAAUAAAUGUACUAUCUGCAGGUCCGAA
Molecule: messenger RNA, 1301 nt
Organism: Betta splendens (Siamese fighting fish)
Lineage: Eukaryota; Metazoa; Chordata; Actinopteri; Anabantiformes; Osphronemidae
Gene: bdkrb1
Product: bradykinin receptor B1
Exons: 1
Coding region: 5-1060 (351 amino acids)
Biological process (GO): G protein-coupled receptor signaling pathway; neutrophil chemotaxis; immune response
Cellular component (GO): membrane
Molecular function (GO): bradykinin receptor activity
Source: RefSeq, a predicted model, not a curated record